AUGGUUCCCAGCAUGGACGCACCGUACUGCCCGUCCCCGAGCCCCAUCAACUCCCCUGGGGGGCCCGACGAGCUCUACCGCCACCCCCCCGCGCCGAGAACCCACUGGCCGGGGUGGACAAACCUCGCCGGGCAGCAACAGGUGUUACAGUGCGCGCGGCUCUCGGAGCUCUACGCCGCGUUGCACCGGCACUACAUGCUGAGCUGUCCGUUUGAGCGGCUGGAGAGUGGGACACGUGUCCUCAUCAGCUGGAAGUGGGAGCCGACCGCAGAGCAGGGGGUCGUGGACGUCAAGUUCAAGAGCCCCGCUGAGGUGGCCGCUGAGCUGGCGGACCUGAGGCGGGGCAAGGUGGACGACAAUAGGAGCAACGAAGGUGGCAUUCUUCACUUGGUGGGAAGCACAGACGUUUUCUGGAGCAGCAUCAUUUAUUGGCACAUGCACGGCACGUGCAUGCCCAUAAGCUAUGCUGAGCUGGGGUUCAAGGUGCCGCGGCCGCCAACCAAAAAGCCGCCCCCCGAAGACGACCGCUUCGCUGGCCCUCGGAUGCGGAGGCUCAACGAGCGCCUCUCGCGCUCGUCCGACAAGUCUCCGGUCUCGGACGACGAGUCCGCUCUGCGCCCCCAGCGGAAUCCGUUCCCGGACCUUCCGCCCGGGUGGCAGGACGCCCGGCGCGCGUGGGACAAAGCGCUCGAGCGGACCGCGCGGGUGGGCUACAUUGUGCACUGCAUGUUCUUUUGCAGCGAGGCAGGGUGCGCCGCGGGCGAGCACUGCGCGUUGCGGCACGACGAGAAGCGGUGAGUGACUUUAAGUGUCCUGGUGAUUCUUCAGAUAAAAGCCGUUGAAUUCGAUUCAGAUUGCCUCGCGCAAAAUGAACUCUGAAAUGAUAGCGGUAGGUGUAUUGCAUGUUCUUCUGCACCGACGCGG
Klebsormidium nitens is the source of this 924-nucleotide messenger RNA. The record is from the annotation of a GenBank genome assembly. NCBI's taxonomy places the organism in Eukaryota, Viridiplantae, Streptophyta, Klebsormidiophyceae, Klebsormidiales, Klebsormidiaceae.